Messenger RNA from Belonocnema kinseyi, 1714 nucleotides. RefSeq names its product beclin 1-associated autophagy-related key regulator (gene Atg14). The transcript is spliced from 9 exons. The record is from RefSeq and is a predicted model, not a curated record. Lineage: Eukaryota; Metazoa; Arthropoda; Insecta; Hymenoptera; Cynipidae. Gene Ontology annotation, biological process: autophagosome assembly; cellular response to starvation; mitophagy. The coding region runs from base 239 to 1681 and encodes 480 amino acids. Gene Ontology annotation, cellular component: extrinsic component of omegasome membrane; phosphatidylinositol 3-kinase complex, class III; mitochondria-associated endoplasmic reticulum membrane contact site.
GUUUAUUUUGGCAGCGUCCGAGUGUGUCGAAAGUUUCGUGACGCGUCUAAUAACAUGUAAUAAUUUGAACAUGGCGAAACCAAAGUUCGGUUUCCGGUAAAAAGAUGUGUGAAGGGUGGAAGGGAAAGUGAAUAGAGCAGGUAAACCGCGGAAGGUCGAGGUGAUCUAGUGAGGAAAGAGUAAAUAUCGGAUCAGCUGAUGAGUGGCAGCAGACGAACGGAGCCCAUUGUUCUUGGUUAUGGCGACAAGCAGCUCUGACGGUUCUUGCACAGCACCCGCAGACUUUCAGCUUUCUUCGGAACUCGAAGAUGUUUCCGAUCGUCUCAGUGUGAAUCUUUUAAAGUGCUCAUUGUGCCACAAUAAUAGGCGUAUUUUCUACUGCAGACAGUGUAUCCAAAAUGGGGAUUUCGUCCAUUCUACUUCUGUUUACUCUGAACGGUUUGCGGAUAAACAGAUACGGUUGUUACGGUUGAAAGCUGCUCGAUCUCAACUUGAAGAUAAAUGUGUGAAAGCUUUAGAAAAGCACAAGCAAAAAGAUAAACUACUGUGUGAUAUAAAUACGUCUAAAGAACGAGUAAAACGUCUCCACUCAUUGGUAAAUGAGACCAAGCAGAGUAUAAACAGAGGAAAUCAACGACUGACUGUAUUGAAGGAUGUUAACAAAGAGCUGACCAUCAGACUCCCUAGGCACGAAGAAAGGGUCGAAAAAUUGCAUCGCAUUGUUUUCGGCUUGAAAGUCAAGCAGGAAAAACAAAAGGAAACGGCAGAAAGAAAAAGACAGCAGCUGAAGAAAGUUAUUAGGACUGCUGCUAAACAAUUAAUACAGUAUAUAUUUCCACUUACGCAGGUUGAACCUAGCAGAAGUUUGUGCAGCAGCGAAGAGGACAGUUCUAGCACCGAUGUGGUGACAAGUGCGCUGGCCGACGCUUCAGGAACGUCUUAUGUUCGAGGAAGAUGGAUUAAUGAUGCUGAAAAUAGCCUAGAAGUUCAUCAUCGUAUUGUGGCUCCAACUCUUCCGGGAUCUGGUGACUACAGUGCUUAUUCUCUCUGGGUUGCUGAAAAUAAGGAUGCCGUACCAGGCAAUAAUAAAGAGAAUUCUAUCCACAAUCCCGCGUAUAACAUAAGCGCAGCUCUAACUUACGCGACGCAGUUGGUCAACAUUAUCGCCUACUACGUUAAUGUAAAACUGCCUUACAAACUUGCGUAUAGUGAAUUUUGUGGAAACGAGAUGUCCGAACAUAAAUUUACGAGGAAAGUGGCGAGGCUCAACAGCAACGUUGUGCACUUGUGUAUCUCACAAAACACAGACAUAACAGUCUUGCAUCCAAUGAAAACUCUGCAAAAUCUCAUGCACUUGCUCAAUACCGAAAUCAGCGAUCUCGGAAGAAUCGGUCCUAUAGAAGUAGAUCCAAACGAAAUUACGCAAUUGCACAAUCAGUUAGCAUCAGAUUUGGAAAAGAGCGACGAUUCUGCCUCUGAUGACGAGGAAGAUACUUUCAACUGGGAAUGGGAAGCUGUUCCAAACGUCUCUUGUCCCGAGAUGGUUUUUCCGAUCCCAGGUUCGAUGGUGAGCCAACAAUCUUCGAGUUUGCAGGUAAAUCAAAGCGUGGCAGGCGGAUUAGUGACGAGUGCAGCUGCCAGUAUCGCUUCCAUCUGGAGAGGCUGGACUGCCAACAAAUAGACUGAUUAAUCCAGUUUUUCGUACCUUCUUUUC